AUGGAAUACUGUGUUCUCUUUUCAUCCAGAGCAGAAAGCAAUGCUGCCCAAAACAGGAAGGUCACAGAUUAUUAUCCUAUUAGACUGAGUUCCAGAAAAAGCAAAGCUGAAUUGAAGGUCAUGUUAAAGGGAAGAGGAGUAUUUGCUGUCAGACGUUUCAAGAAGGGGAAGUUUGUAAUUGAGUAUCAUGGAGACUUGUUGCAUCUGGCUGAUGCCAAGAGAGAGGCUCUGUAUGCCCAAGACCCUGGGACUGGCUGCUACAUGUACUAUAUCCAGUAUCUCAGCAAAACAUACUGUGCGGAUGCUACAAAAUAAUCAACUCGCCUGGGAAGGCUGCUAAACCACAGUAAAACUGGCAACUGCCAGAACAAAUUACAUGACAUAGAUGGAAUACCUCAUCUCAUACUGGUGGCUUCCAGGGACAUUGAGUCAGAGGAAGAGCUGCUUUAUGACUAUGGUGACCGCAGCAAGGAAUCCAUCUCGGCUCACCCUUGGCUCAAAUACUGAUGUGCUGUUUUUACACCACCAGAGAAUUACUAGGUGCAUUUUAAAGCUUUUUUUUACCAUUCCCUUGGCCCUAAACUGCAAACUUGGCAUUCCAGGUGAGACAAAUUAAGUGGGCGUUUUGUUUAUUUUUAAUCUGCCCUUUCAAGCAAUGUAUUUGGGAAAAACUGUGGCAGUAUGAACAAUAUUGAAGACAACCUUCAAGAUGACACAUGGAUCAAUUUGUUAAAACUGUAUAUCAAUUUAUUGCUGGAUUUUGGGGUAGUUUUAUACAUAUUUAGGCCUGUGCUUCCAAGAAGAUAUAUUUCUAACAUUAGCUAUUUUUUUUAACGCUGUUUUUAUAUUCGUUCUAAUUUAUAAUGCUAGGUAUGGUUCUAGUUGAAGCAACAAUUUUCAUAUGAUUGUCAAUGCUCUCCAAGCUUCUGGGACACCAGCUUAUACUUGAUUUAAAAUGUAGGUAUUUUGCAAUGGGUGAAAUCCUAAUACAUUUUAAACAAUUUACAAAGUAAGUUGCUCUUUGAUAGUAAAUUUAAGUGUACAUGGACAAAUCUGUUCAGAAAUCUGGCUAACAUGGAAGCUCAUUUUGCAAUGAAUAGAAAAGCUAGCUUGGCCUUUGUCAAUGUACCAAUUAAUAUUCACAGACGUAAGUCCAGCAUCCUCCUGGUAGGUCAGUGUAUUUCAAAAUGUGCAACGAAGUGAUUUGUAACUUUAUAAUUCUGAACUGCUUUCUUUACAGCUGCUCUAUUAUUUUUAAGGUAAAAUGGACUUUAAAAGCCCUUGUGUGAACUAGCGUAAAAUAGUUAUGCUCAGCCACAUUUUUAUGCAAUUUCUGGACAAGGAACAAUUUUGGUAACACUUUUAUAUUUGUUUAAGAGCCUAUAGUUAUCUAAUCCACAAAUAAUUUUGGGAGGGAUUCAUUACCAUGAUCUGUGCUACUCAACCCCCAGGUAGAUGCAGAUUAUGCUGAUGGGAUUCAGGUGUAUGAGUUAGGUAUAGUGAAUCUGGGGCAGUAUAGUGGUCGUGGGGCUCGAUUCCAUCAGUAUCGCUGAAGUUCAGAAUUAAAAAGCCAUUUCAUAUUGAACUGA
This is a messenger RNA of Salvelinus sp. IW2-2015, 1589 nucleotides long. The record is from RefSeq and is a predicted model, not a curated record. NCBI's taxonomy places the organism in Eukaryota, Metazoa, Chordata, Actinopteri, Salmoniformes, Salmonidae.